This is a messenger RNA of Trichobilharzia regenti, 3436 nucleotides long. The record is from the annotation of a GenBank genome assembly. Lineage: Eukaryota; Metazoa; Platyhelminthes; Trematoda; Strigeidida; Schistosomatidae.
AACUAAUUCUACUGGCAACAUAUGGUUAGUCAAUAAGCAGUUUAAGUACGCUCAAACAUGUCCAUAUUCUAGUUUAAUCGUAAUAACAUGUUCGAAGAGACAACUGAUAUUUUCAGCCAUCCUGUGGGUUAGUUGCUUGUUGAAAUCUUCAUACUUGGUUAGGAAAGCCUAUUUAUUGGAAGUGGAAAAUAAAAUGAAAAACACUUAAUGGGGUCUUACAUUGAAGAACUUGUUUCAGUGGUCAUGCAGGAUUUCGUGUUGUGGAACCUUUGUCGCCCAUAUUCGAUUGUGUAACCCUUUGGUGAGAUUAAUGUCCCAUAAAAUAGGACUGUGGGUUCCAACGAGUGAUUCGCAUUUGUUCUACGUUACUCAUUAUAUGAAUACUUACCAUUCAUCUGUGUGAAUGCUUUUUUAUCGUCUCAUUAUAUUUUGUAUUAUUGACAGUAGCACUGGAUCAUCCCGGUACAUGGUCAAUGAUAACUAGGAUGAAAUUACAGAGAAUACACACAAAAGUUUGCAAGUGUGAUGCAAGAUAAAUACUAAUCACAAAGAGUGUGGAAACGAAAUUCACAGAAACUUGAAAAUCUGGUUGUGUAGUGUAUAAAAUAAUUUUACAAAAGAUGUAUGUUCAAGAUAUGUUUAGGAAAGUCAAAGAAUUCGCUAAAAUACCAGUUUUCUGUUGUUUUUGAAAUCUAAAAUAAAAGUAGAUGCUUUAGAACGUUAUUGUAAAUUUUAUAGAAGACAAAGUAAAAUGAUUAGAAAUCGGUAUGUUGAAAAGAGACUUUUAUUUGUCUCUCAUCAAAGUAGACUCAGUUCAUCACCAUAUCUAUGACAUUUUGGGGUAGAAUAAUGUUUGUUUGCAGUUAAAUUCUCAUUCUAUAGCAACGUCUACUCAUUAAAUGCGGAAAUCUCUCUCCAUACAAAAUUUGAGACUAAAAGAAGGCACACUACCCGGAUUUAUGAGAACUUUUUGAAGUCUUUGCUUGAAAGGAAGCAGGCUUUUAAAUAGUUCUCUGGAAUGAAUAAAUCGAAGAGUAACAAAAACAAACCUAAGGGUGCCUCAGAUGGUGCGUCCUCUGUUUACGGGCAGACGGAUAAGGAACUAUCUGCAGUAUUAAUUGCAGAUCUUUUGUUUAACCGUUUUGAUCCGUUGAGUGAAUACAUCCCUCCAUGUUUACUUCCAUUGGGUAAUGUCCCUCUGCUGUACAUUAAUCUAUCUACACUUGCUUCUGAUGGGUUCAAAAAUAUCCUUAUAUAUACCAUUAAAAGUUAUAAGAAAAUCCAGACAUUUAUAAAGCAAGUUAAAUUAAAUAGUUAUUUCCCUGGGUUGAAGAUCCACGUACGAAAUGUUGAGAAAUGUCACAAUUUAGGUGAUAUUAUGCGGGAUCUUGAGUCAAGUGAAUUUCUUAAUGGAGUAUCAGACUUCUUACUGGCUCCUGCCGAUCUGAUAUGUGGCGUUUCUCUGACAAAAUAUGUGCAGAAACAUAAGGAGAGGCGUGAAAAAAUACCAAAUGCCAUACUCACCCUUCUGUUACCCUCCCUCACUGAGGUGGUAAGCCCAGUGCAAGCUUCUGAGUUUAAAGUUAAUGUUAUAUUUUCAAGAACUAAUAAUAAUCGUCUAAUAAACCUUUUCCACGAGUCUCAAGGUGAAGUCUCCCCAAUUUUCGUAAGCGAUGUCAUGAAAAGUGGAGAGGUCAUUGAGUCAUCUCAGUUAAUGGAUAUUCAGCUGGCUGUAUGCAGCAACCACAUACCACCGUUAUUUCAAGAUAAUUUUGAUUAUGAAACUAUGGAUGAUCUUGUUAAUGGAGUACUAACAAAUGAAGAAAUUAUGGAGUAUACUAUUCAUAUUGAACCAUUACCUAAAGGGCCAAUAGUAGUUCAAGCUGCUCCCGAUCUCAGUAGUUUGAUAGACUUAAAUUUCCGACUUCUGUCUCGACAAGGUGGAUUUUGUUUCUCAUUGCCACCGCUUUAUGCUAACUCAUCAUCUUUGGAUUCUGAAAUUUUAGCAGUUGGUCCACAAGUUUUUGUCUCUGCAUCGGCAAAAAUCCAUCACACAGCACGACUAAUUGGGGCUUGUUUUAUUGGACCCAAGUGUGAGGUUUCAGCUUAUGCUUGCCUGAUUGACUGCGUUUUGGGAGAUAGUUGUUUUAUAGGCGAAAAUGCGUGUUUACGUCGUGUUAUCGCUUUGGAUAAUGUUCGUAUUUAUGAUCACGUGAAAGCAGAUGUAGCUUGGUUGUGUUCCAAUGUCCGCAUAUUAUCUGGUUUCAAACUGUCCAGUAAUUGUUUCAUGGGACCAUCACCAACAACACCUGUGACUUUAGGCCCAGGAUCUGGAAAUUUACCGAAAAAUACCGUAUUGGUGGCACCUCGUUCUGGUGACAUAGUCUUGGAUCCUUCAGUUGGUGGAAAACAGACAUGGGCUACUUUUUAUAGGAGAAGACUGCUAUCAGGAACAAGUGGUUCCAUGGAAAAUCUUUCUGGAGAGGAUACAAAAUCUAGUCCAUUACAUUUAUCGUCAAAUAGUGCACUGGUAAACUCUUGCUUAUGGGAGACAGCUUGGGAUCGAAUUAAGCAUGCAGCUAAAACACGUCGACAAAAAAUGAAUCAAAGGCGUAGUUACAGUCGAACCAGUGAAAUGCAUUCCGGCAGGUCUAGCAAACCACGUCGUUUAACUAGCGAUAUAAUAGACAGUGAUGGAGAUGUAGACUGUCAGUCGAAAGAGACAUCAAAAAUCGAUAGUGAUGUUGACGAUGAACAAUCAGAAAAAUUCAUAAUUACUGAAUUCAAACGAACUUUAGAACGUGGUGAACGACAUUCAUAUCCUGCUGAAACUAUGAUACUUGAAGUGAAUUCAUUGAAACAUGCUUAUAAUGUGCCCAUUGAGGAUUUUGGCUUUUUACUAUCAAAGGCCUUAUUGGAUUUAACUCGGGAUCAUCUUUCUUCAGAAGCACAAAAUGAUUGCAGUAAAAGUAGUGUUGUAGAAUUCAUUACAAGCUUGCGUAAAUUUCUGUCCAAGUUCAAGAGUGUCUUAUCGUCGUGUAUGUCAGGUUUUCAGCAUACUGGUCGAAUUUAUCUUCAAGCUGUUGAAGACGCAGCAUGCUAUGAUCCGUUAAUAUUUGCCUCUUCUAUGUCUAUUAUUCAUACACUCUAUGAUUGUGAUUUAGUUUUAGAAGAUGAUAUCUGGUGGUGGAAAGACAAUUCACCACUUUUACUUGACGAGGAUAUUGCCGACAAGACUAAGUCAUUAAGGGAAAAGAUUAAACCCUUUCUUGACUGGCUUGAACAAGCUGAAGAAGAGGAAGAUGAUGAUGACUGACAGUGAUGAUAAGCAUUCUAGUGGCUUGAACAUUGUAAAGUAUCUUUAUUUUCUUUGUAUGUUAAUCGAAUUAUAUUUUUACUAUGCGUAGUAUUAAUGUAAAAUAAAGGAAAGACGGAG